Molecule: messenger RNA, 4121 nt
Organism: Hemiscyllium ocellatum (epaulette shark)
Lineage: Eukaryota; Metazoa; Chordata; Chondrichthyes; Orectolobiformes; Hemiscylliidae
Product: chromodomain Y-like protein 2
Exons: 8
Coding region: 78-1763 (561 amino acids)
Cellular component (GO): nucleus
Molecular function (GO): transcription corepressor activity
Source: RefSeq, a predicted model, not a curated record
ACGCUAGCGGCGGAUUCUGCGCAUUAACUCAGCCCCCCUGUAUAUAUGUGUGUGUGUGUCUGUAUGUGAAUGUGUGUAUGUGUAUGUGUGUAUAUAGCAGCCUGCAAAGGAGCACUCAGUACCCGGCCGCUAAAACAACAGCAGUGGCAGCAACAACCACCACAAACAGCAGCAGUCAGCAAGCAGCGACCAGGUCUCAAAGCGGGAUGGCUUCAGGAGAUCUCUACGAGGUAGAGAAGAUUGUCGAUAAAAGGAAAAAUAAAAAAGGGAAGUGGGAGUACCUUAUACGAUGGAAAGGUUAUGGAAGUAAUGAAGACACUUGGGAGCCAGAACAUCACCUCCUGCAUUGUGAAGAAUUUAUUGAUGAGUUUAAUGGACUCAACGCUUCCAAAGAAAAGCGAACUAAAUCAGGGAAACGGGGAAAUAGCCCAAGACAGGUCUUAAGGGACAAUCAUGGAACUUCUCCACUGAGAGCCUAUGAAUCCACAAAGGGGAAGGGUGGAGGAUUACGAAGAAAGCGGACUAAUAAUGCACAUCAAAAACAAAAGCGGGGUACAAUAGGGAGGGAUGGAAAGCACACAUCUGGAGAGCCCAAGAAAAUCAUCGCUACUAAAACAGUGCAUUACAGAACAACUGCGAGUGGAGUACAGAUUAUGCCUUACAGAAAGACUGAUAACUCAUUUCAGAAUGGAGAUGCUAGACAUGGCAAAAAUGCAUUACAGUUUGACAAUACCUCAAGGCAACAGGAAGUGAAUGUGGACCUGGGAGAGCAGGACUUUGCAGAGGAUGGAUCAGUUGCCGAUUCUCCUUUGGUAAACGGAGUAGGGAUUUCCAAUGGACAAGCUAACCUGCCAUGUUCUGUGAAGAGGAAGCUUGUGGAAGACAAGGAAGACUAUGUAUUUGACAAACGGCUCAGAUGCAGUGUACGUCAGAAUGAAAGCAACUAUCGUUUCAGGGACAUUGUUGUUAGGAAGCAAGAUGGUUUUACACAUAUAUUGCUCUCUAGCCAAACUUCAGACAACAAUUCAUUAACGCCCGAGAUUAUGAAGGAGGUGCGGAGAGCACUCGGUAAUGCUUCAGCUGAUGACAGCAAGCUUCUGCUGCUUAGCGCUGUAGGGAGCGUGUUCUGCAGCGGCCUAGACUAUUCCUACCUAAUUGGCAGGUUGUCCAGUGACAGAAGGAAAGAAAGCAAUCGGAUCGCAGAAUCAAUAAGGGAUUUUGUGAAUGCCUUCAUUCAGUUUAAGAAACCCAUUGUCGUAGCAGUCAACGGGCCAGCUCUGGGACUAGGAGCCUCUAUUCUCCCGCUCUGUGACAUUGUGUGGGCCAGUGAAAAAGCAUGGUUCCAAACUCCAUAUGCAACUAUACGUCUGACGCCUGCUGGAUGUUCAUCGUACACCUUUCCGCAGAUAAUGGGAGUCGCUCUAGCAAAUGAAAUGCUGUUUUGUGGGAGGAAGUUAACUGCACAAGAAGCCUGCAGUAGGGGACUGGUGUCUCAGGUCUUCUGGCCAACGACGUUUAGUCAAGAAGUAAUGUUACGAGUGAAAGAAAUGGCAUCGUGCAGUGCAAUGGUCGCAAGUUUGGAAAGUGCUGUCGAAGGACCCUUGGUCCUUGAAGAAUCAAAAUGUCUGGUACGUAGCUUCCUGAAAACUACCUUGGAACAAGUGAAUGAGAGGGAAUGCCAGAUGUUAAAGCAACUGUGGAGUUCCUCAAAAGGACUAGAUUCCCUGUUUAGCUACCUGCAGGAAAAAAUCUAUGAGGUCUGAAGCCACUGUAAGACUUAAAUCUACUGUCCAUUAUUCCAGUGUCAUUGGAGGGAGUUGAUGGACUCUACCUGAUUUUAAGAAGGCGAAUGCGUCAACAAUUAGUGCUGCAAGCAGAACAGAUUGGCCAGCAAAUGUCAUUGAUGAGCACUGACAUGUUCAGUCAAACGUACCCAAGUGGGUAUACAUUGGAUGCAACAUCACUGCAUGCAUUUUCAAAUAUUUUGAUGCUCAUAUUCAAAUUAUGCCAUGUGAUUUUGUUUUUUUACUGUUGUACUUAACAUUCCUAAUGUUGUCCCACCUCAAACCGACUAGACCUAUUUACCAAAUUUAUGUAGAAUGUUGUGCUUGUGAAUAACACUUAAAGGAAUGAGUCGUAGAUAAUCCUUUCACUCCUGAACCACAGCAAAAGUAAGGACAUGUCAUGUCACGGUUGUAUGUUUGGACUCAGUUUGUUAUUAAUUUAGUUAGCAGGGCUGGAGCCGGGGUGGGUAGCAAAUGGGGAAAAUUGACUAUUCUUUUCACUGGGUCUUGUAGGUAGCUUCACGAGACAAAAGCCUUUCAUUGAUGUAGAUUUUCAUUACAUUUGAGGAAAUACAGGGGGGAAGAAACAUUAAAUUGUGAGCUUUCAUUUAGUAGCUUUUGAAAUAAUUGUUUUCCAAAAGAAAAUUCAAUCUCCAGAUAGUUAACUGAAGAUUUUACGUAUUUAUUGUCUUACAGCUAUAUGAACAUUAAGAUUUAAUGGAUCACAACAUUUUUUCUUGUAGACAUUUGGGAUUCUGAGUGAGAAUCUUAUUGGGAACGUUAAUUUCUACAUUUUAUUUUUAAAUUGAUCCCAACUAUCUAAGUCAGCCAUGCAGGAGCUAAUUGUGACUGCAGUUUUGAUGCGAUCACAUAGGGCUCCAUUUUGAAGCAUAAAAUAUACAAGCAGGGUUUGUAUACCAAAUACAAUACGUGUACAGAAGGAAUAUUCUGGUUGUGAAAAGCGUUCUUUUUCAAUACGAAAUACCACAAAAACCUACCUUCACAGACCAGUUUACGGUCCAAAGUCAAUUAGUCAUAUUCCAUGUUCUAAAAUAGUAGUGAUUUCUUUGUCAUUGCUUAUUUAUUUAAAGAAAGUGCACUAAUCAGACAGUGUAUGUGCUGUUGUUAAGUGACUCAGAGGAGUAUGUUACAAAGAAGAUAUGGUUUUUAUGUCACUAAGAUUGAGAAAAGUUCACUAAAUAGUUGUUGGUUUAAAUUUAGUCGUGCAAAAAUACAUGAGUGUCUAUUCGCUUAGGAAGGCCUAUGUGUGGGUACUGGUGCAAAUACAGUAUUUACUAACAUAAAAUGGGAAGCCAUGUCGAAGGGAGUUGAACACUGAAGUGUGUUCAUUAUUAACUGCUGUGUUUUAUUUCUAAGUAUUCACUGGUAUCUACACCUUGUAAGUAUGGAGUAGACUGUAUGGUGGUUUUGUGGAGACAUAAAUACACUUGAUCAUCACCUUUGCUCAAGUUGCUUCUGUGACUAUGUAGACAAGUUUGGUACACCAUAUCACAGAAAUAUGGUAAAUCUGCAAGGCAAUAUCUAUUUUUUCAAACAAUGAACUUUCUUUUAUACAUGAUUACCCAAAACCUGACGGUAUGCUUCUUUGGAGAGUCCAUUGUCCCGAAAUCGCAGUUUUGGGUGUUACAUUGACUGCCUCUGUCACCUCAAUGCUUUGUGCCAAUAUAUUAUUGUUUUCGAUGUUUAUGAAACACAGUUUGUCGCUUUUUCAUUUAAAGCAAAACUGUGCCGUGUUUGAACCUUCACGCACUUUUAAUUUAGAAAAAGGCCGUUCAUUUUGUGAAUUUUUUUUUGCCAAGCUGUGAUUUUGUUCAAAUUACAAAGCAUUUGACGUGUGAAAACCAUUGUGCAUCUACCGCUAGGAAACCUGAAGUUCAGUUUUUGGAUAAUCUGUGUCACUUGUGAAGAAAAUGGGACACUUCCGAUGACAAUGUCCUUCGCUAAAAGGACCAAUAAUGCAUCCGGAACCUGUAGGGGCUGUGUGUUUGUCAGAAACUUGUUAAAUGUAUUUAUCCCACAGCAGAACACAAUGGGGUUUUAAAAAGACUUUUUGUAAGUAAAUGGGGGCUGUGUUUAUUUAAAAAAUGUUAGCAAUCUGUUUUUGGUGUGGGCACCCUUUUUCUUACUGAAGAUUAUCUAAAUGUUCUAUAAACUACCAGGUAAUUCUGAUCUGUGUGAUGACUAACUCGUGCAAGACAGAAACCCUACACAAACUGUCUACUGCUUUUGUAAUUAGUGUAUGAACACUUUUUCUGGGUGCCUUAGAAGUUGUAUUUUUCAUGUGUGUUAAUAUAUUUAUAUAUUGUGGAAAAGCUG